This is a messenger RNA of Talpa occidentalis (Iberian mole), 7755 nucleotides long. RefSeq names its product tectonin beta-propeller repeat containing 2 (gene TECPR2). The transcript is spliced from 21 exons. Gene Ontology annotation, molecular function: protein binding. The coding region runs from base 1546 to 5760 and encodes 1404 amino acids. The record is from RefSeq and is a predicted model, not a curated record. Lineage: Eukaryota; Metazoa; Chordata; Mammalia; Eulipotyphla; Talpidae.
GGGCGGCCCUAGUUGCCCUUUGGGGGCUGACUGGGAGGCCAUCCUGGGGGAGGAGGCAGGAGGAUAGCCCUGAGGGAGGGCCUGGGAAAUAGCUUCUGUGGGUGGCAGCUAUUUCCAGGCAGACACUGGAAAGAGCUCAUGGACGGUGAUGGGAAGCCAGCCCGGCGUGGCUGUGAUCCUGCCUCAUGGCAUCUCAGUCAGAGGGGACCGGCGUGGCUGAGGGCAGGCGAGGGCUCCUGGUGGAGGGCUGCUUUUUUGGAAGGAGGUGGACUUUGCAAACACAGGCUCCUUGGCGGCAUGUCCCGGGGCUGGUGAAAAGCUGCAGUGAGGCUGUGUGGACGGAGAGCACCCUCCGGGCCUCAGGGUCAGGGAAGUGGCGGAAGGUCAUCUGCCACAGAGCCCACUUCCCCACCCUCCUGUUCAGAAUGAGAUUUUCACUCCCGAGAGGAUAGCAGCUGUCAUAACCAGACUUUAAAAGGAGACCGUAAGACCAAAAAAGAAAAAAGAGACAAAAAGAAGAAAAAUUAGGAAAGCAAAAUUUAAAAAAAACCUGCUUGUGCAACUGACAUACUGCCCGCCACUUCCUGGAGGGUUUGGAGGGUGGGUGUGCCCUGGAUGCUGUCUUGCCACGUCACGCUGCUGCGCCUCCUCUCAGCGCUUCAUCUCCUCGUUCUGCCGAGAACGAGCCCAUUGUAUGGAUUCACCAUCUUCUGUUCUUUUCAGAGCCAGCCGGUCCUCUCUGACAUCUGUUCACUUCGGGCUGUUCUGAGUAGUGGUAUGGACAUUUGUGCACAGGCUUUUGUGCAGACACAGAUACUGGUUCUCCUAGGAGUGGGGUUGCUGGUCACGUGCACACUGUCCGCCUUUUGAGGAACUGCCGGGUUUUGCCAGAAGGCUGUGGCGCUUUGUCCCGUCCGCGGGCACCCGGACCUGCAGGUCUGGUGGCACAUCCUGGUGAGCGUGAUGGCCCCUCACCAGUCUGGUUUUCACUUGUGAUGGUUGGUGAAGGUGAGCGGUUUCUCCCGUACCGACUGUAUCUCUUUGUAGCGGUGUCUGUUCAGCCCUUUGCCCACUCAGAGAUGCGUUGGACACAAUUCCCGUAUCAGAUCCACAGUGAGCGGGUGUCUGUCCUGGCCUGUGGGUUUUCUCUGCGCGUUCUCGUCCGUGCCCUGGGCGGCCCGAGGUCUUCCGUGUCCAGGAAGUCAUUCUGUCUGCUGUGUCUGGGCUACAGAGGCGGGGGCUGCACGGGCCAGCGCCGUGGAGGACGUUGUCUCAGGCACAGCCUGGGAGAGUGCGGAGUUUAGGGUCUGGGGCUGGCAGGGGGGACGCUAGGAUUUCAGCUGAAACGAUUUUUACUCAAAAUUUGAUGGUGACGCCACCUGCGCAGUCGUGACCGUGUCCGACCCCCUGGAGCGGGCAGUACUACCAUCGUGUGGCGGCGCUUCCAGGGGCUGCUUAAAACCGCCAAAGCCACUCAGCCCCCAGGUCCCCAGAUGCCGGAUCAACACAGCUCCUCUUGCCUGAACACCCUCUGGAGACCUGGCCAUGGCGUCGGUGGCGGAGCCUGUCACCUUCAGAGAGUUCUGCCCUCUGUACUAUCUCCUCAACGCCAUCCCCACCAAGAUCCAGAAGGGCUUCCGCUCCCUUGUGGUCUACCUCACGGCUCUCGACACCAGCGGGGACUACAUCGCCGUGGGCAGCAGCAUCGGCAUGCUCUACCUGUACUGCCGGCACCUCAGCCAGAUGAGGAAGUACAACUUCGAGGGGAAGACAGAACCCAUCACGGUGGUGAAGCUGCUGAGCUGCUUCGAUGACCUGGUGGCCGCGGGCACUGCCUCCGGGAGGGUCGCCGUCUUCCAGCUGGUGUCUUCCUUGCCGGGGAGAAACAAACAGCUUCGGAGAUUUGACGUCUCUGGUAUUCACAAGAACAGCAUCACCGCGCUGGCGUGGAGCCCCAACGGCAUGAAGUUAUUCUCAGGAGACGACAAGGGAAAGAUCGUCUACUCCUCUCUGGAUCUGGACCAGGGCAUCUGUAACUCCCACCUGGUGCUGGAGGAGCCGUCGUCCAUCGUGCAGCUGGACUACAGCCAGAAGGUGCUGCUGGUCUCCACCCUGCAGCGGAGCCUGCUCUUCUACACUGAGGAGCGCUGUGUGCAGCAGGUGGGCACGCAGCCGAGGAAGAGCACUGGAAAAUUUGGGGCUUGUUUCAUACCAGGACUCUGUAAGCAGAGCGACCUGACCUUGUACGCCUCACGGCCUGGGCUCCGACUGUGGAAGGCUGACAUCCACGGCACCGUCCAGGCCACGUUCAUCUUAAAGGACGUCUUUGCGGGAGGAGUCACGCCUUUUGAACUGUACCCACGUCUGGAAUCCUCCGACGGGGGCAGCUGCAGCUUGCCGGAAAAGCACCUGGGGCUUGUCUCCUGCUUCUUUCAAGAAGGCUGGGUAUUGAGCUGGAAUGAAUACAGUAUCUACCUGCUAGACACGGUCAACCAGGCCACGAUCGCUGGUUUGGAAGGAUCGGGUGACAUCGUGUCUGUUUCCUGCACAGAAAAUGAAAUUUUUCUCUUAAAGGGAGAUAGAAAUAUUAUAAGAAUUUCAAGCAGGCCUGAAGGACUGGCAUCAAUAGUGCGCGACGGGCUGGAGGCAUCCGGGUGUGCAGAGUCGGGCCAUGUGCAGCGCCAGGAGAGGCCCCCGUGUGCCCCCGCAGCCGAGACGCGGCUUAGAGGCUCCUCUGUGGCCAGCUCCGUGGCCAGCGAGCCCAGGAGCAGGAGCAGCUCGCUCAGUUCCCCUGACAGUGGCUCCAGGCUGCAGGCCGCCCCUGAGCCACCACAGGACAGCCAGCCUGCCCCGCAGAGGCUCCGCGCCAUCAGCUCGGAGGACUUCGACCAGGAGCUCGUGGUCAAGCCUCUCAAGGUGAAGAAGAGGAGGAGGCGGAGGAAGCCAGCAGAAGGUGGGAGCAGGAGCGCCUGCGACAGUUCCCUCGAGUCGACUCCCUGCUGCGAGUUUCCUGGAGACAGCCCCCAGCCCCUGAGCGCAGACCUGCUGUCCCUGACCUCCAGUCUGAGCAGCAUCGUGGAUGGCUCAGGCACAGACUCUCCCGGCCGUGAGCGCCGCCCCAGUGGUGAGGCCGGUGUCCCGCAGGAGGGCUGUGGCCCUGAAGCCCUCAGCGUCCCGGAGGUGUCUGAGCCCGCCCCGCACUUAGCCCACGAAGACAGUGGCGGUGGGACCGAAGCUCCACGAUGCGGCCCCGCAGGCAAGGAGGGGCUGCCCGGGGUGCUGAAUCCAGCCUUGCCCCCGAGCGAGGGUCAGGGCGGUUCUGAAGUCACAGACCUUGAAGAGGAGCCGAGUUCCGGGGACCACAGGUCGAGUGGCCGACAGUCGCCUUGCCAAGAGCGGGGCAGCUCGACAGAGCCCCAGGAGACAGGGUGCGGGGACCCUGACGAUGCCCAAGGCGCUUUUUCAGAAGCCCCCCUCCUGGACGCACCCCAGGACAUCCCGGGGUCCGCCAGCCUCUGCCUGCCGCCCAGUGCUGAGCUGUGGCUGCUGGAGGCUGGAGCUGACCCAGGGAGUGCGGAGGAGCUCAGCGGAAAGCGGGACUUCCUGACCCAGGUGGGGGCCCCUGGCCCUGACUGGGGCACAGGCCAGGAGGCCGUGGCCGCCUUUAAAUGUGACCUGGGGAAGGCGGGAGGACUGCCGGCUCCCCCAGACUCUGCCUUGCCGGCCAGCACCCAGAAGCCUCGCCUGGAGCAGCCUUCACUGGACCCCGCGUGGACAUCGAGCGACGAGGAGGACAUUUACGCCCAUGGGCUUCCUUCUUCGUCCUCAGAGACGAGCGUGGCAGAGCUGGGCCGGGGCCGCUCCCUGCAGGACCUGAGCCAGCGCAAUCCCAGAGACACGGGGCAGCUCGAGCCAGGCCAGUUCGCAGAAAGCUGGAUGGGCUACUCGGGCCCCGGCUAUGGCAUCCUCAGCCUCGCAGUCUCCGAGAAGUACGUCUGGUGCCUGGACUACAAAGGCGGCCUGUUCUGCAGCGCGCUGCCGGGCGCCGGGCUGCGCUGGCAGAAGUUUGAGGACAGCGUCCAGCAGGUGGCCGUCUCGCCCUCAGGGGCUCUUCUCUGGAAGAUCGAGCAGAAGUCUAACCGCGCCCUCGCCUGCGGCAAAGUCACGGUCAAGGGCCGAAGGCACUGGUAUGAAGCCCUGCCCCAGGCCGUGUUCGUGGCCUUGAGCGACGACACCGCCUGGAUUAUCCGGACGAGCGGAGACCUGUACCUGCAGACAGGUCUCAGCGUGGAUCGCCCCUGUGCACGCGCCGUGAAGGUCGACUGUCCGUACCCGCUGGCCCAGGUCACAGCCCGCAACAGCGUGGUGUGGGCGCUGACGGAGCAGAGGGCGCUCCUGUACCGGGAGGGCGUGAGCAGCUUCUGUCCAGAAGGGGAGCAGUGGAAGUGUGACAUCGUCAGUGAAAGGCAGGCUCUGGAGCCCGUGUGUAUAACCCUUGGGGACCAGCAGACCCUCUGGGCCCUGGACGUGCACGGGAACCUAUGGUUCAGAACGGGCGUCGUGGCCAAGAAGCCCCAGGGAGAGGACGAGCACUGGUGGCAGGUGAGCAUCACAGACUACGUGGUGUUUGACCAGGGCAGCCUCUUCCAGACCAUAAUCCACGCCACACACUCGGUGGCCACAGCUGCCCAAGUGCCCGUGGAGAAGGUGGCGGACAAGCUGCGCCUGGCCUUUUGGUCUCAGCAGCUCCAGUGCCAGCCGAGCCUUCUGGCCGUGAACCACAGCGGCGUCUGGAUCUCCUCGGGCAAGAAUGAAUUCCACGUCGCGAAAGGAAGCCUCCUCGGCACCUACUGGAAUAAUGUGGUUCCCCGCGGGACGGCUUCUGCGACAAAGUGGGCCUUUGUGCUGGCUUCCGCUGCCCCCACGAAGGAAGGAAGCUCCUUGUGGCUGUGCCAGAGCAGCAAGGACCUGUGCAGCGUCAGCGCGCACGACGCCCAGUCCCGCCCCUCCACUGUGCAGCUGCCGCCCGAUGUGGAGAUGAAGGCCUACGCCGCCUGCCACGACGCACUCUGGGCCCUGGACAGCCAGGGCCAGGUCUUCAUCCGAACGCUGUCCAAGAGCUGCCCCACAGGCAUGCACUGGACCCAGCUGGACCUCUCCCAGCUAGGAGCCGUGACGCUGACCAGCUUGGCGUGUGGACACCAGCACGUCUGGGCCUGCGAUUCUCGGGGUGGCGUCUACUUCCGCGUCGGGACACAGCCUCUGAACCCCAGUCUGAUGCUUCCAGCCUGGAUCGCGAUCGAGCCGCCCGCCCAGCCUGCCGGGGCCACCUUGGUCAGCGUCCAUUCCAGCCCCAACGACCAGAUGCUGUGGGCGCUGGACAGCAGGUGGGGCGUGCACGUGCGCACAGGGGUCACAGAGGAGAUGCCCGUGGGCACCGCCUGGGAGCACGUGCCAGGGCUGCAGGCCUGCCAGCUGGCGCUGAGCUCCAGGACCGUGUGGGCCCGCUGCCCCAAUGGCGACCUCGCCCGCCGCUAUGGCGUCACCGACAGGAACCCCGCCGGGGACUACUGGAAGAAGGUCCCGGGGAGCGUGACGUGUUUCACAGUGACCGCGGCAGAUGAGCUGUGGGCCGUGGGCCCCCCCGGCUACCUCCUCCAGCGGCUGACGAGGACCUACGGCCACUCGCGCCGCGCCCCCAGCGACCACGCCGCCCCCCCGCCCCCCGAGCAGCUGGAGGACGAGUGGGAGGUCAUCUGACUGGGAAGGCGGGGCCGAGACGGGCGUGGUGGACACGGGGCUCCGAGCGCUCCUGCUGGACACGCUUCGCCAGCUCCGGGCCAGACACGCCGAUGAGCUGGGAGCCCCAUGAGACCUGCAUACGAUACCUCAUUUGAAAUCAAAUCUCGCGAAUUUAGAAAAGUAUUUUCUGAAACCAGCGGAAGGCCUUUCUUCCUUCCCGUGGUUUCUCCUGAGCCUCUCCUGUCCUUGGCUCCAGCUUCAGAGAGAGUGGCUGCCCCCCGUGUCCUCACGGUGGCAGGACUGGCUCCCACAGACAGCUCGGCACCAGCAGCGGGUGUUUGGCACCAAGGCCAGACUGGAGCCUCCUGUGGCCGGGCCUGGGCUCCCUGGCGUCCGAGCUGCUGGCCUGGCAGCCGGCCCCGCCCUUCCAGAGGCAGCUCCAAGGCAGGCGCCUGCCUGCUGCCACCUUAGCCCAAGUUGGCCCAGGGCCCAGUUCUCCUGUGCAGUGUCCAGGAGCCCCCGGACCACACGUGAGGAGUGUCCUCUGAUGGGCCCCGCUGGCCAUGAAGGCGGAGGCCCUCCAGGUCUAAAUGAGGGCGAGCCGCUGGCGCCCAGCUCUCUCCUCACACUCCGACGGGAGCCCUCGCCCCAAGUGUGUCCUCCCUCCAAGUGCGUCGCAGGCAGCGGCCCCCAGGCGGGGCUUGGCUCACUUUCCUCCGGCUUCAGUUUUCAGUUGUGCUUUCAGCCAGGGCGUCGACUUUCCCCGCCUGUCUGGCAUCGGCGCUGAGGGUCCCUGGUGGGCACUAGGGCGGGCGAUUGCCAGCCCAGCCGUGGCCAGGAGAGGGCGGACAGUCGCAGUUUCCUGGCCCAGUCUGUGUGGGGGCGGUUUCCGGCUAGCUGUUCUGGGCAUGGUGGCUCCCGAGCGCCCCUGGGUGGGCCACUCCUCACGCAGGCCCAGCUGCCGGCCCCGCACCAGGGCUCAGGACCCGCCUCACCCAGGCCUGGCCGCUGGCCCGUUGCAGAAACUCAGGACCCGGCAUCUGUCUGCUCAGAAACCAAACCCGACUGGCAGAGACAGCCGGGGGAGCCAGCCGACGGGACGAGGCCCAGCGACGGCGUGAGGAACACCAGCACCAGCCACGCCGAGGCGGGGUGGCCACGCCUGGUGGCCGUAAAAGCCUUGUGCGCGGGUGCGGCCUCUCAAGUUGUCAGAACCCCCAACCCCUGCCGCGUGUGUGCAGGGGCGGGGAGAGCGUCACCAGGUUUCCCGCACUCCAGGGCCCAUGCGAGCCCCUUGCCCACUGGCCCCGGCCGCCGCUGCCACAGCCCGCGGGGCUCAGCUCGCCUGCCUGUGCAGGCUGCACCCGAGGGCCGGGCUCCCGGAGCUCCAGGCCCGAGUCCCCAGGGGAGACCUGCAGAUGCACCGUGAGGCGGGGGGCGCCCUGUAGUUGUGUGGGCGAGGUGGGUGCUGGCCCGCCUUCCGGAGAGGCGGGAGCGCUCGCCUGGGAAGUGAAGGGAAAAGCCACGGAGCAAGAGAAGUUUGAUUUCUUCAGCGGGAUGCAUCACGGGGAGAGACAGGCCACAUGCGGAUGGAGGCCAGAGGGCACCGCAAUGUCCCCGCAGGCCCAGGGGCAAGUCGGUCCCCAAGGCACGGCCCUUCUCGCCUUGGAGCCCAGCCUCCGCCUCUGCAGCGUCCAGAACAGCUGUGAGCGGGACCACAGACGGCCUGUGGCGAGGGCCCUUCCCUGGGCAGCUCGAGGCCGUGGGCGCGGGGGCCCCAGUGCGGGGCAGAGGAGACACGGUCACGGCCAGAAUGGCCCCCAGGGCAAGUGCGCUCUGUGUCCUGACCUGUAAGCCAUGUUCAAUGUAUAAUUUAUUCCAAAAAUAAAUAAAAUUCACAUUUGAAAAACAGUCCCGACAGUAACCGCGUGGCCACCACCAAGCGAUGUCACCAGAGAACGCCAGGGCGUCCUCACGGCUCCCGCGCCCAAGCUGUGCCGUCCGGGGAAGCAC